Molecule: messenger RNA, 6597 nt
Organism: Myodes glareolus (Bank vole)
Lineage: Eukaryota; Metazoa; Chordata; Mammalia; Rodentia; Cricetidae
Gene: Sbno2
Product: strawberry notch homolog 2
Biological process (GO): regulation of inflammatory response; negative regulation of DNA-templated transcription; osteoclast differentiation
Cellular component (GO): nucleus
Molecular function (GO): histone binding; chromatin DNA binding
Source: RefSeq, a predicted model, not a curated record
UUGAACUCAGGACCUUUGGAAAAGCAGGCAAUGCUCUUAACCUCUGAGCCAUUUCUCCAGCCCCCCCUACUCUGUCCUCUUGAUGUGGUACUGAGAACCAAGGCUGGAGACCCAGUGGGGCAUUAAGACCAAGGUCAGAUGAGGUUCAGGUUGUCCCUGUAAGGGACACUCACCCCCACUGCCUCUAUCAGAUCCAAAGACCAGCUAGCCUGGGAGUCAGUGACGGGUCUACAGCCCUGCCACCCACUAGUGGCCAUCAGCCUCAGACCUCCACAUCAGUAAACGUCCCACCAUUGGGCUGUGUGUCUAGCAUGGCCCUGUCAAUCCUUCCACCCUGUUCCCAGCUCUUCCUCCUCCCAGACGGAGAACCACACUACCUGGAUCAGAGACCCUCCCUGCCACACCCUGAGUUCUCUCUCUUCCUGUCCCAACUCUGGCCCCUGGGAGAGCCCUCAGGCCCUUCACCUUUCAUGCUUGGGUUGUUUUUGGACUUCAGCUUCUUACAUUCUCAAUCCUCCUGAAAUCGACCCCCCCCCAUGAUUUCUUUUUAGCCCUGGCUGUACUGGAACUAGCUCUGUAGCCCAGCUGACCUUGUACUCAGUAUCUACCUGCCUCUGCCUCCUGAGUGCUGGGAUUAGAGACACGCUCCUCCAUGCCUGGCUGAUGGUUCUUUUUAAAUUAGAAAUUCACACAGCUGUAAAGAUUGUCCUUUCAGGGUACAUUCACCACCCAUGGGAGGAUCAGGAGCUCCAGACUAGCCUUGGCUGCACAGAGUGCAUUUACAGACACAGGCAGCCCUCACCUCUCUCCAGUUCUAGAACACCAUGUCUCCUUGGAGGAGGGCGUAUCCCCUGAGAGGUUAUUCCAUCUCAUCCCCAGCCUUGGAGUCCCACACUUGUGUUCUUGUGUCCUCAAGGUUCCUCCAAGCCGCACGUGCUGGAGUCUCUCCUGUUGAUGGCUGUGUGAUAUUCCUGGCUGUGGACAAAGUGUGCUGUUCCCACCUUCCGUGUGCCGUGAUUCACUGUUGUGGGUGCUCCUAAUUUUCCCAUGAGUAUCUAGAAAUGCGUUUGUGGACUUAACUCUAAGCUAGUGAGUGCUUUGCUGUCUAGGAAGCUCCCUGGCUGCUUCCUGGAGUCCUUGGGCUUCAGCUCCCCACCCCUCCUCAGCCAUUUCUGUUUUCAGUUUAUUGAGAUAGGCUUUUUGGGUGUAGCCUGGGCUGCUCUCCCAAUCCUCCUGCCUCAUCCUCUUGGGGUGAUGACAAGGGUGCCCCAAAGUGCCUGGCUUCACUCUGCUAACUGGAAUUGACACUUUUCUCCGUGCCUGCGCCGGUCUGCAAUGCAGUACAGGGCGUUCUGGGUAGGACUGAUGGUGCCAGGGUUGAUGAGGGCUUGGAACAUGAGUCUGCUCUGUCUGCUGCUUCUAGGGCCUUUGUCCUGGGUGACCAAGGGAGUGAGAACCUAGGAGAGCCUGUGGGCGCAUGUUCCUGACAGGAUGGCUAGGGCUCUUUGUCCCUGCAUGGGACCCUGUUUGCCUGGGCUCCUCAGCCUCCUUCCCAGGCUCUGAUACUCUAUGGCCCUCUUCUGGCUCACCUUCCCACAGGAGAGGCCACAGUCCCCAGGGGCAGCUGUGAAUGACUAUAGCCCCAUGGGGGAAUCAUACCACUGUAACCCCUGCCUGCCCACAGUGGAAAUAUCUUCUCCUUCCCUCUUUGGCCUUGGGGUCUCCUUCAGGGACACCAGGAAUGACCAUUUGUGGCCCAGGGCUCAGGAUGCUUGAGGAUAAGGAUAUGGGUUUGAUGAAGGGCUGGGGAAGCUCCGCUUAGCUUAAGUGGGGAAUAGAGGAGUACCUCGGCCUCAGUUCUAGCCCAGCUUCUCACGAUGUCCCCUCCUCCAGCCCCUAAUUACUGUCAUCCUUGGGGAGGAGGGUCACAGACGAGUCUAGUGCUUCAGUAGUUCUGGGGAAACUGAGGCUUUGUCCUCUAACCCCAAUUAAAAGCCCCAGGAGAAUAGGACCAGACCAGGCACUGGGCCUGGCAGGGUACGCCUUUGUUGACAGCCCUUCUGGGCCGAUCCGCCCCCUACAGUAAUUCUCCGCACUCUGCCAGUAACUGCCCUGACUUACCAGGCAGGCAUCAUUUCCUGAAACUCAGCCCAGCCUUAGGGGAAGUCGGGAGCCGGUGACUAACCCUCAUGCAAAUGGGGCCGGCAGGAUCACUGCUGCCUCCGAGCCCGACAGAGCUGCUGAGCCUGCGGCCACCGUGGUCAUGAGGCUGGUGCUCCCCGGCAGCUCUUCCAGGGGGACACGGCGGCCACUGCUCAGCGCCCCACACCCCGACCAUGUCGCAGCUGCGCUUCUGGCUGCAGUUCGCCGCGCUCAACAAGGACCCCUCCUGCCUCGAGGACCUCUCCAACGCCUCCAUCUUCUCGUCUUCUGUGGAUUCCCUGUCGGACAUCCCUGACACGCCUGACUUCGUGCACGUCGACAGCCUCAACGAGGUGCCCACCAUCUGGGACGUCAGCACCACCUCAGCUACCCCUGGCCAGCUGUUCCUGCCGAAUGGGCCAUUCUCGGCUCUUGAAGUUCCAGUGACCUCCCUCUCCAGCACCCCACUUCUCGUCAGCUACCAGGCCCACAGCCAGCCUGAGGAGGAGGAGGGGGAAGAGGAAGAGGAGGCAGAAGAACUGGGCCACGCUGAGACCUAUGCCGACUACGUACCGUCCAAGUCCAAGAUUGGGAAACAGCAUCCAGACCGUGUGGUGGAGACCAGUACACUGUCCAGUGUUCCUCCCCCAGACAUCACCUACACCCUGGCACUACCCACCUCAGACAACGGGACCCUAUCUGCUCUACAGCUGGAAGCUAUCACCUAUGCCUGCCAGCAACAUGAGGUCCUACUGCCCAGUGGGCAGCGCGCUGGGUUCCUGAUUGGGGAUGGAGCCGGCGUGGGCAAGGGCCGCACAGUGGCUGGCAUCAUAGUGGAGAAUUACCUGCGGGGCCGGAAGAAAGCUUUGUGGUUCAGUGCCUCCAAUGACCUCAAGUAUGAUGCAGAGCGGGACCUGAGAGACAUUGAGGCGCCAGGCAUCGCGGUGCAUGCAUUGAGCAAGAUCAAGUACGGUGACAACACUACCUCAGAGGGUGUCCUCUUUGCCACCUACUCUGCCCUGAUUGGAGAAAGCCAGGCAGGUGGGCAGCAUCGCACACGCCUCCGCCAGAUCCUGCAGUGGUGCGGCGAGGCCUUUGAUGGUGUGAUUGUGUUUGAUGAGUGCCACAAAGCCAAGAAUGCCAGUUCCACCAAGAUGGGCAAGGCCGUGCUGGACCUACAAAGCAAGCUGCCCCAGGCCAGAGUGGUGUACGCCAGCGCCACAGGUGCCUCCGAGCCCCGCAACAUGAUCUACAUGAGUCGCCUGGGCAUCUGGGGCGAGGGCACACCCUUCCGGACCUUCGAGGAGUUCUUGCACGCCAUUGAAAAGAGGGGAGUGGGCGCCAUGGAGAUUGUGGCCAUGGACAUGAAGGUCAGUGGCAUGUACAUCGCACGCCAGCUCAGCUUUUCAGGGGUUACAUUCCGCAUCGAGGAGAUCCCGCUGUCUCCUGCCUUUGAGCAGGUCUAUAAUCGGGCAGCCCGACUGUGGGCUGAAGCCUUGAGCGUGUUCCAGCAGGCGGCCGACUGGAUCGGCCUGGAGUCUCGCAAGUCCCUGUGGGGUCAGUUCUGGUCAGCGCACCAGCGCUUCUUCAAGUACCUGUGCAUUGCAGCUAAGGUGCAGCGGCUGGUGGAACUGGCCCAGCAGGAGCUGAGCCAGGACAAGUGUGUGGUCAUUGGUCUGCAGUCCACAGGAGAGGCGCGGACCCGCGAGGUGCUGGAUGAGAAUGAAGGCCGCCUGGACUGCUUUGUCUCAGCUGCAGAAGGCGUCUUCCUGUCGCUCAUUCAGAAGCACUUCCCUUCCACCCGGAGGAGGCGGGACCGGGGAGGCGGAAAGAGGAAAAGGCGGCCUCGGGGGCGCGUCACCAAGACUCCCAGACUAGCUCUGGAGGCAUCAGGAGUUAUCCGCAUUAGCGAUGGCAGCAGCACAGAGUCAGAUGCUGGCCUGGACAGUGACUUCAAUUCAUCCCCGGAGUCGCUGCUAGAUGACGAUGUGGUCAUCGUGGAUGCCCCCACACUCCCCACAGAUGACCGAGGUCCCCUGUACCCACUUCAGAGAGACCAGCAGGGGCCUGGUGUCCUGGACCGGGUAGAACGGCUGAAACAAGGCCUGCUGGCCAAGGUGCGCACACUGGGCCGGGAGCUGCCCGUCAACACGUUGGACCAGCUCAUCCACCAGCUUGGGGGUCCUGAGUGUGUGGCUGAGAUGACUGGCAGGAAAGGCCGUGUGGUAUCCAGGCCCGACGGGUCAGUGGUCUUUGAGUCCAGAGCAGAACAGGGCCUGUCCAUCGACCAUGUGAACCUCAGGGAGAAACAGCGCUUUAUGAGCGGCGAGAAGCUUGUGGCCAUCAUCUCUGAGGCCUCCAGCUCCGGCGUCUCCCUCCAAGCCGACCGCCGGGUCCAGAACCAGCGGCGCCGGGUACACAUGACCCUGGAGCUGCCUUGGAGCGCAGACCGUGCCAUUCAGCAGUUUGGCCGCACCCACAGGUCCAACCAGGUCUCAGCGCCCGAGUACGUCUUCCUCAUCUCGGAGCUGGCAGGGGAGCGCAGGUUCGCCUCCAUUGUGGCCAAGCGGCUGGAGAGCCUGGGUGCCCUGACCCACGGAGAUCGCAGGGCCACCGAGUCCCGAGACCUGAGCAAGUACAACUUCGAGAACAAGUAUGGCACCCGCGCUCUCAGCCGCGUCCUCACCACCAUCCUGGGCCAGACAGACAACAGGGUACCCCUGCCCCAGGGCUACCCGGGAGGGGAUGCUGCCUUCUUCCGUGACAUGAAGCAGGGCCUGCUCUCUGUGGGCAUUGGUGGCCGCGAGUCACGCACUGGCUGCUUGGAUGUGGAGAAGGACUGCUCCAUUACCAAGUUCCUGAACCGCAUCCUGGGGCUGGAGGUGCACAAGCAGAAUGCUCUGUUCCAGUAUUUCUCUGACACCUUUGACCACCUCAUCGAGAUAGACAAGAAGGAGGGCAGAUACGACAUGGGCAUUCUGGACCUGGCCCCUGGCAUCAAUGAGAUUCAUGAAGAAAGCCAGCAGGUGUUCCUGGCACCUGGGCACCCACAGGAUGGGCAGGUGGUCUUCUAUAAGAUCAGCGUGGACCGAGGCAUGAAGUGGGAAGAGGCGCUCACCAGGUCUCUGGAGCUGAAAGGUCCCUAUGACGGUUUCUACCUCUCCUACAAGGUACGAGGCAGCAAGAUGAGCUGCCUCCUGGCGGAACAGAACCGCGGUGAGUAUUUCACUGUGUACAAGCCGAACAUUGGCCGCCAGAGCCAGCUGGAGACCCUGGACAGCCUGUGCCGCAGGUUCCGCCGGGUCACCGCGGAGGAGGCCCGGGAGCCCUGGGAGAGCACCUAUGCCCUGUCGCUCGAGCACUGUAGCCACACCACCUGGAACCAGCGCUGCCGACUGGCACAGGAGGGCAAGGGCUGUGCCCAGGGUCUGCGCCUCCGCCACCACUACAUGCUGUGCGGGGCGCUGCUGCGCGUGUGGGGCCGCAUCGCCGCCGUUAUGGCGGACGUCAGCAACAGCAGCUACCUACAGAUCGUACGCCUCAAAACCAAGGACAAGAAGAAGCAAGUGGGCAUCAAGAUCCCCGAGGGAUGCGUUCACCGCGUACUGCAGGAGCUGCGGCUGAUGGAUGCCGAGGUGAAGCGCCGCAGCACCCAUGGGCUGGGCGCGCGCCCACCCACUCCACGCGCCAUCGCGCUUCCCUGCGGUCCUGGUGAGGUGCUGGACUUGACCUACAGUCCCCCCGCCGAGGCUUUCCCGCCACCUCCACGCUUUGCCUUCCCUUCGCUUCCACCCCCGGACCCCAGUUCUCUGAUGCUGGGGGCAAGAGACCCUGCCACCAACCCCGCAGAGCUGGCACACCAGGGCUGCGACAUCAAUUUCAGGGAAGUGUUGGAGGACAUGCUCCGCUCUCUGCGCGCAGGGCCCACCGAGACCCCUGCGCCUCUGGUGGGCAUGGGUGGUGGUGGUACAGAGCGGCAGAGCGUCAUCCACUUCAGUCCACCCUUCCCGAACUCGUAAGGCAGCCACCAUGGCCCCUGGAUUACAACUGUCCUGGGCAGCAAGGCCCACACCGGCUCCCCUGCGAGCAAAGAGGUUCCCACGACUACUGAGGGCACCUGGCCACAGUGCCUUACCCGCCAGCUGGGUGCGGGGUGGGGGUGGGGGGCCUCUCCUGUGCUGCUCCACACGCCCAGCCUGGAGGCCGUGGGGCUUGGUGGUCCCAGAGAGCUGGUAACUCAGGAAAUCCGGUGCUGAGGCCCCGCCGUCUAUGGGGACUCCACGGGGCAGACCCCGUUAAUAUAUGCAAUCCCCUCCUCCCUAAAUUAUUGUCACCCGCCACUUCCCAGCCCCGGAAUCCGUGGGCAGCUAGCGGGCCCUGGUUUCUAUGUAUUUAUAAUGAACUCUGGUGUAUAUAUGUAAAGAUCUUUUUUAAAAUAUAUGCGCCUUUUGCCUA